Molecule: messenger RNA, 3612 nt
Organism: Phyllopteryx taeniolatus (common seadragon)
Lineage: Eukaryota; Metazoa; Chordata; Actinopteri; Syngnathiformes; Syngnathidae
Product: leucine-rich repeat-containing protein 3-like
Exons: 2
Coding region: 274-1119 (281 amino acids)
Biological process (GO): immune response; toll-like receptor signaling pathway
Cellular component (GO): membrane
Molecular function (GO): protein binding; transmembrane signaling receptor activity
Source: RefSeq, a predicted model, not a curated record
GGCUGCAGCUGCUUUCUGCAAUUUGGGAUAAAAAACUAAGGACGUUGGAUGGAGAUGAUUUUUCUAUAUCGUAAUUGAUUCUCCGAUGUCUUAAACUGCUUUCCAUGCACUGAUUAGGACCGGACCAAGAGGAGGUUACAGCCAGUCACUGGUGACUCCUCAGUAGCUUCUUUGGCAGAGAACGUCGACGGGGCUCCACUCUGACAUCUCAUCUCCCAGCUAUGCAAACUUCGAGAUGCAUUGCGUACGAGAUUAGGGCUUAUCAGGAGGCAGAUGACAAUUGAGCAGGUGAAGGUUGAAAAUGGGCCCGAGAAUGAAACUUCCAGACUAAUGGGGGCCGCUCAGAGGUCAUCCAUGAAAUCUUCCUCUUGCUCUUGUCGUUACUUCCUGGGUGCUCUGUGUCUUCUACUGACCAUGAUCACCAUUGCACAUGCAUGCCCAACAAGAUGCCAUUGCACUGAAAGGAAUGGCGCUGUGGUGCAGUGCACGUCACGUAACUUGGAGAACAUCCCCUCAAAUCUUCCCAAGGACACUGUGGUUCUCUUGCUCUCAUCCAACCAGAUCACACACGUCCCCAAGGAGGCCUUCACGGACCUCUACCGAAUCAGGGAGCUCGACCUUUCCCACAACCUCAUUGAAAGCUUGGAGGUCGGCGCCUUUCAAGGAAUUUCCGAGGGCUUGAGGACCUUGGACCUUUCUAACAACCACCUCAGCAGCCUGCCCAAGGAAACCUUCACUAAACUACAAGCUCGUGUUCGCCUGUCUAACAAUCCCUGGAACUGCGAGUGCUCUUUGCAGGAAGUGCUGAGGGAGCUGAGACUCGACCCUGAGACCAUCAAUGAGGUGAGCUGCUAUACGUCUGUGCAGGACGAAUACGUAGGGCAACCGGUCAUCCAAGUCCUGGACUCGGGAAUCAACUUUUGCAACUUCCACCAGAAGACGACGGAUGUGGCCAUGUUUGUGGCCAUGUUCUGCUGGUUCUCCAUGGUGACCGCUUACAUCAUCUACUACAUACGGCACAACCAGGAGGAGGCGAGGAGGCACAUGGAGUACCUCAAGUCCCUGCCAAGCAGCUCCCAUAUCAGCAAGGACUACGAUACAGCCAGCAGUGUCUUUUAGAAAGGAUGCACCAGUGACUACAGAUGAGUGUGCAUUGAUGCAUAUAGAUGAAUGUCAAGCAGGGAAUAUGUUUGAGGGUUAACGAUAAAACCCUGCUCGAAGAUACAUUGGUGCACAAGUCACGUGCAAUAAGGAGCAACAAAAAAGAACAACAAUUACUCUCUGUCUUCAAAAAAAACCCAGCUCGAAUAUGUGGCCAGAAGGGCAAAGUGCUAACAUGUAGAAGGCUCUGUAUUUAAUUCUCUUCCAAGAAUAUCAAUUAAAUCACCCUGUAAUUAAUUUGUUACUGUGACUGUUUUAACGAAAUGACAGGCAUAUGUGUUUGACUUUCUUGGUUUGGAGUUGUGUUUUUUUUUUUAGGACUUUUUUGUGAAGUAGACAGUGUCUGGAGGGCCAACUGCUGCCUUCAUACCUUGUUAUUAUAGACAUUAAUGGAAUACAGUGCAUAUUACAUGUAGCUGUUUAGUGUCUUUAAAUAGUUGAUAUAUUUUGUAAUAGGCGAAAUAUUUUAGCCCCUAGUGCCGAGAAUGUUUCAACCAAUUAUAAGGGAAAGACUUCACUACAUCCAUUAGUUAAUGUACAGUUUUUGUGAAAUAGACAAAAGACAGUGUCUUUUCCAUUUUACAGCUAUUAACUAUUAUAUAUGUAUAUCCAUCCAUCCAUUUUCUGAGCCACUUCUCCUCACUAGGGUCGCGGGGGUGCUGGAGCCUAUCCCAGCUGUCAUCGGGCAGGAGGAGGGGUACACCCUGAACUGGUUGCCAGCCAAUCGCAGGGCACAAACAAACAAACAACCAUUCGCACUCACAGUCAUGCCUGCGGGCAAUUUAGAGUCUCCAAUUAAUGCAUGUUUUUGGGAUGUGGGAGGAAACCGGAGUGCCCGGAGAAAACCCACGCAGGCACGGGGAGAACAUGCAAAUUCCACACAGGCGGGGCCGGGGAUUGAACCCGGGUCCUCAGAACUGUGAGGCUGACGCUCUAACCAGUCGCCCACCGUGCCGCCUAUAUGUGUAUAUAUAUAAUAAUAAUAAUAGUAAUAAUCUAUCCAUCCAUUUUAUGAGCCGCUUCUCCUCACUAGGGUCGCGGGCGUGCUGGAGCCUAUCCCAGCUAUCAUCGGGCAGGAGGCGGGGUACACCCUGAACUGGUUGCCAGCCAAUCGCAGGGCACAUAGAAACAAACAACCAUUCGCGCUCACAGUCACGCCUACGGGCAAUUUAGAAUCUCCAUCCAUCCAUCCAUCCAUUUUCUGAGCCGCUUCUCCUCACUAGGGUCGCGGGCAUGCUGGAGCCUAUCCCAGCUGUCAUCGGGCAGGAGGCGGGGUACACCCUGAACUGGUUGCCAGCCAAUCGCAGGGCACAUAGAAACAAACAACCAUUCGCACUCACAGUCACACCUACGGGCAAUUUAGAAUCUCCAAUUAAUGCAUAUUUUUGGGAUGUGGGAGGAAACCGGAGUGCCCGGAGAAAACCCACGCAGGCACGUGGAGAACAUGCAAACUCCACACAGGCAUUAUUAUUAUUAUUAUUUUAUUUUGCUGCAGAUGAAAACUGCAUCAUGCACCAAAUAAUGAUCACACUUGUCUUCUGCUACACUUGAGGCAAGAAAUCAUUUUACAACUCCAAAUUAGUUUAAUUACACCAACAAAUUAAAUCCAUAAAUCUGAGCGGACUUUGCGCCAGGCUUCAUUUAGUAUCUUGUUACAGCUGGUUGGAGAUGCUUUUUUUUUUCCAUUUGUGCUCUUAUUUGUCUAUCAGGGGUUACGUUUUAUUGAAUGUAUUUUGCUGACCUUGCUGUCCUCAAACUACCUCCGACUGAAGUCUUAGUCGUACUAAGGUUGUUAAUUGAAAUUACAUUCAUUCUUUGGCUUUCCUUAUCAAGUCCAAUGAGCAUAAUCAAACACAGCUUGACUCCAAUGAAAGUGUAGAACCAUCUGAAGGAUGAUCAGAAGAAAUGGACAGCACCCGAGUUAAAUAUAUGAGUGUGACAGCAAAGGGUCUGAAUACUUAUGGCUGUGUGAUAUUUCAGUUUUUCUUUUUUAAUAAAUUUGCAAAAAAUUCAACAACUCUGUUUUAUUUCUGUGAAUAUGGGGUGCUGUGUGUACAUUAAUGAGGAAAAAAAAAGAACUGAAAUGAUUUUAACAAAUGGCUGCAAUAUAACAAAGAGAGAAAAAUGUAAGGGGGGCUGAAUACUUUCCGUACCCAGCAGAAAAUUUAGGAAGUAAAAUGAACUAUUUUACUUUAAAUUGCUCAUUGGUUUGAUUGUGAAUGUGAAUGGUUGUCUAAAUGUGUGCUGCGUUGCGUGGAGACCAAACCAGAGUGUACCCCGCCGCUCGCCCAGCUAGGAUAGACUCCAGUACAUCUACACACUAAUGGGGCCAAACAAUAAAGAAUGGAUUAAAUACAGACUGAUAGGGCUACAGGUUGGCAUUGAAUUGCUCAAUCCAGCAUGAAUACUUAAGAUAUGAAGCACAUGUUUUGUAUGAGAGAGGGAUGAGGC